GCUGUGCAGGAUGCGGAAGGUGGCUUUGAUCACCGGGGCGAGCAGUGGCAUUGGGCUAGCCCUUUGCAAUCGGCUGCUGGCAGAAGAUGAGGAGCUUCGCCUGUGUUUGGCAUGUAGGAACCUGAGCAAAGCAGGAGCUGUUCGAGAUGCCCUGCUGGCCUCUCACCCCUCUGCUGAAGUCAUCAUUGUGCAGAUGGAUAUCAGCAGCCUGCGGUCGGUGGUCCAGGGUGCAAAGGAAGUCAAGCAAAAGUUUCAAAGAUUAGAUUACUUAUAUCUGAAUGCUGGGAUCAUGCCUAAUCCACAGCUAAAUAUCAAAGCGUUUUUCUUUGGCAUCUUUUCAAGAAAUGUGAUUCAUAUGUUCUCCACAGCGGAAGGACUGUUGACCCAGAAUGACAAGGUCACUGCUGAUGGGUUCCAGGAGGUGUUUGAAACCAAUCUCUUUGGCCACUUUAUCCUGAUCCGGGAAUUGGAACCUCUCCUCUGCCACAGUGACAACCCCUCUCAGCUCAUCUGGACCUCCUCUCGAAAUGCAAGGAAAUCUAAUUUCAGUCUUGAGGACAUCCAGCAUGCCAAAGGCCAGGAGCCCUACAGCUCUUCCAAAUAUGCCACUGACCUUCUGAAUGUGGCUUUGAACAGGAAUUUCAAUCAGAAGGGUCUGUAUUCCAGUGUGAUGUGCCCAGGGGUAGUAUUGACCAAUUUGACAUAUGGAAUUCUGCCUCCCUUUGUGUGGACCUUACUCCUGCCAGUGAUGUGGCUGCUUCGCUUCUUUGCAAACGCUUUCACCUUGACGCCGUAUAAUGGAGCAGAAGCGCUGGUGUGGCUUUUCCGCCAGAAACCCGAGUCUCUCAAUCCUCUGACCAAAUACCUGAGCUCCACCACAGGCUUUGGGACGAAUUAUGUCAAGGACCAAAAGAUGGACAUAGAUGAAGACACCGCUGAGAAAUUUUAUCAAACCUUACUGGACCUGGAAAAGCGUGUCAGGGUCACCAUUGGAAAGUCAGAUCUCCCGAGCUGACGGUGACAGUCUCCAUAGCAUCCAGUACCUGCUGGACAUUCCAGAAUACGUGGCUGUCCAUCAUGCUGGAUGAUGCACAUCUGUAGUAAACCAUAAACCAGGAUAAUCUCUGCUCCUACCUUUCAGAACUAUCUCCAAGACUCUGUGUGUGUGCACAUGUGUAGACAUGUACACAUGUGUGAGAAAGGAUUGGCAACAUAGAGGUACCAAGUAAAUACCCUCCAGUAGUGUCCUUUCAGAUUGCUAUAGGCUUCCUGCAGAGUAUCUGCAUACAGCAUUCUGCCACCUGGAGCCCAGUAGAUGAGACUUGAAUGACCGGGUCACAGGUACAGCCUGAACCUCCUUUUAGUUCCAGCAAGGAGGGGCAAUGCUACUGAGUAGUAGUGCUAGCUUUUUUUCUCUAUGAUCAUUUUCCUACUCUCUGUG
Messenger RNA from Phodopus roborovskii (desert hamster), 1441 nucleotides. RefSeq names its product hydroxysteroid 17-beta dehydrogenase 7 (gene Hsd17b7). Bases 11 to 1015 code for a protein of 334 amino acids. The transcript is spliced from 9 exons. NCBI's taxonomy places the organism in Eukaryota, Metazoa, Chordata, Mammalia, Rodentia, Cricetidae. The record is from RefSeq and is a predicted model, not a curated record. Gene Ontology annotation, molecular function: 3-beta-hydroxysteroid 3-dehydrogenase (NADP+) activity; estradiol 17-beta-dehydrogenase [NAD(P)+] activity; 5-alpha-androstane-3-beta,17-beta-diol dehydrogenase (NADP+) activity. Gene Ontology annotation, biological process: cholesterol biosynthetic process. Gene Ontology annotation, cellular component: endoplasmic reticulum membrane.